GUAAAAUUUCACGCAAACCAUGUUUCGUUUUUAAUUGUAAAUCUUCUUAUAACAAAGAAAAUGAAAGUCUUGCGUUUUUCCAUCCACCGAAGUUGUGUCUAAAUUCCUGGCAGGAAAUUAUUAAAAAGCCAGGACUCACUUGCCAGUCCAGAAUUUGCAGUAUUCAUUUUGAAGAGAACGACAUACUCAAAGGGAGAGAAAUUCAAGGCGUGUUUUACAGUUAUCCGAAAUGGAAAUUAAAAUCAGGUGCUCGGCCCAGUAAAUUGCUAGGAAAUGAUUUCAGCGUACUCGAAAGACCUGCUGCAAAGAAGUAUGUUCACAGUGAUAGGUUUAAGUCACCAUAUCGAAAUAUAACAGCAAAGUCUAAAGCUGCUAAUCCUAAGCUGCAGUUGGACAAUCAAUCAUUUUUGUCGAAUAACAACACCAAUGUAUUGAUCCCAUCACAUGCAAAGAAGUCAACGUCAAAUAGCAUAGCUAUACACCAACUUGACGCUGAAAAAGGAAAAGUAAAUGAUAUGGAAGCAGCUGAACCUGUGGCAUUACCAUGUGUAACAACAGAAGACAUGUUCCAGGAACCUACUACUGAAACACUCCUACACAUUCCACCUGAAAAAGAACUACAAUCUGAAUCUGAAUCUCAAUUGAGAGUAGAAUUUGAAACAGAAACAGAAACAGAAAAAGAAACAGUUGUUUGUGAGGAGGCUGAUUUGCCAGACGAUUUCACUGCAAAGCAGUACACAGCUUUUCGCAAUAGAGGAGGACUAAUUUUUGUUACAAUCCCAGUCUUUCAAUCAAUACGGGAAGUGGAAAAGAUUAUUUCGUCUCAAUUUGAAGAUGACGGUCAUUAUUUAGUGAGAGAUAGUUACGAAAUUUGUAUGUCAAAAAUCAAAGUACUCAAUCUUUGUCCUUUUUUUUGUGACACACACCGUGCUGACUCGUAUCCUUAUUUAAUAAUGGAAUUCGUACAAGUUAGAUAUCAUUUUGAAUCAAAGCGUUUUCAAGAACGUAAUUUGGCAGAAGUUGAUAGUAACGUGCGACAAAAUUUCAAGAUGGCAAAACUUGCUUAAUUUUUUUUUUCUAAAUGUAAAUUGUAUGUAUGUUAAUACACAUUACAAGUUAUAAAUUGAA
Daphnia pulicaria is the source of this 1128-nucleotide messenger RNA. RefSeq lists its product as uncharacterized. NCBI's taxonomy places the organism in Eukaryota, Metazoa, Arthropoda, Branchiopoda, Diplostraca, Daphniidae. The record is from RefSeq and is a predicted model, not a curated record. Bases 516 to 1067 code for a protein of 183 amino acids. The transcript is spliced from 3 exons.